Parastagonospora nodorum SN15 is the source of this 1044-nucleotide messenger RNA. RefSeq lists its product as hypothetical. Lineage: Eukaryota; Fungi; Ascomycota; Dothideomycetes; Pleosporales; Phaeosphaeriaceae. The transcript has a single exon. The coding region runs from base 1 to 1044 and encodes 347 amino acids. The record is from RefSeq and is a predicted model, not a curated record. Gene Ontology annotation, molecular function: 2-oxoglutarate-dependent dioxygenase activity.
AUGCGUGCAAUCGCCCGCGUCGCAGGAGAUAUCCACGUCCCCAGGCCGCCUGUCGGAAAGGUAAAGAAAAUCUUCGAACCCCCGAGAUGCUACCUCACCAAGGAGAGUAUUCGCGAGAAAUUCAACCCCAAUAUUCCCGCGCGCUUUAAGCGGUUGUUCAAGAACAUUCCCGCGUAUGACAAGUGGUUUGAGGACGUGAGCGGGACGUGGGAUGAAGUUGAGCCCGAACCCGUGGUCAUGAAGAACGGCAAGAUGGUGACGUCGACGCGGAAGAUCAAAGACCACUUGAAGCGCAAACAAGAGGCAGAAUCGCGGGAGGUUAGGUCGUUAAAUAUGGGGUAUCUGAAGCAAUUCGGCGACACAGUCGUGCCGCUAGAGCGCACGACUAUCGACCAGUUUCAGCGACACACGUUUGAGCGCUUCAAUGCGCCGCUGAGCUUGCUGCUCGAGUAUAUGAUGCUCAAGGGCGCGGCCAAGCAGCAGGCGCCCAAAAGUAUGUUGUAUCUUGCGCAGCAACCGCUGGGGGAGUUGCCGCAGCAGCUGCAGGAUGAUUUACCGCAGCCCGAGAUGCUGAAGAUCCUGGGCAAAGGCGACAUCUACGCGUCGAGCUUGUGGAUGGGUGGGAAAGGGAGCAAGACGCCGCUGCAUCGCGAUCCGAAUCCGAAUCUGCUGGUGCACCUUUGCGGGAAGAAGAUAGUGCGGCUUGUGCGGCCGGACAUUGGGAAGGAGAUGUAUGAGAAUGUGAAAGCGAGGUUGGGCAGGGAGGGCGGGUCGGCGAAUAUGAGGGGCGAGGAAAUGAUGCAGGGAGAAGAGAUGGCGGCGCUGGAAACGGAGAUUUGGGGAAGAGAGAAGAAGGGCGAUGAGACUAUUGGCAUUGAAGUCGAGUUGAAGAAGGGCGAUGGAUUGUAUAUUCCACUAGGGUGGUGGCAUGCUGUGAGAAAUACGGCAAAGGGGCCGAAUGUUUCGGUAAGUAGUGCAGUUCUGCUGACUGAAGGGGUGAGUGCUGACAUGUGCUUUUUGCAGGUCAAUUGGUGGUUCCGCUGA